AUGAGUUCAGCACCCGAAAUACUCAGCCCUCAGGUGGAAUUGCUGCAGAUUUGCAAUCGUGUUGUGGACGGAGACCUCUCACCGGAUGCCGGCUACAACCUCGUCCGGACGCUUACGAUUGUGGCGAGCGAUAUUCUGAAAUGUGAGUUGGAUGUUCUUGGUGCCAGCGAGCAGGCAACACGUUCGAGAAUUGUCAAGACAAAAACGAGACUAUUCUUUAAACAAGUGAAAUUCAAUUUGCUGCGUGAAGAGAGUGAAGGCUAUGCGAAACUUAUCACCGAACUCCUGGAUAAUCCUUCGCUGUCCGUGUCAAGCGCUUUAACACGACUCUAUCGACUUAUUGGACAGUUUAAUUUGGAUCCGAAUCGAGUGAUUGAUAUCAUCCUGGAGUGCUUCGAAGCAUCGCUAAGUCGGCGCAAGUUUUUCAUUGAACUGCUGACAAAAUUCAAAGCAGACAGCGAUGAUAUCUGCAGCAUCUUGGGAUUCAAAUUCACUUUUUAUCAGCGUUCCGGUGAAACUCCAUUAUCUCUUUACAAAGUAGCUGCGGUGCUUUGCGAUGAGCGAAUUGUCGAUCUGCUCUCACUUUCCUGCUUUUUGACUCCGAAACUGGAGGAACUGAUGAAUGAUCAGAAAAGUCGCCUGGAGAGAGAUACAAAGCGAGCUAAAAAGGCGGAAGUUGUUUCUACCGGGGCAGUAUCCGCUUCAUCGUCAGCAACUGGUGCAUAUUUGGAUGAUGGUGCGACCGUUGCUGGAGUAUCGUUUUCCGCUGUAGCUGCUCUGCAAAAUGCUGAAGACUCAAAGUUGGCCGACGAGAAGGACAACGAUGUUCGUACACUUCCUUCUUCUUUUGUUACUUUCUACACCGCCUUCGUUUUAUCAUUGCGCCACGUCAUGGCAGUAAUGCUGUUAACAGUAUUUCCUAUACUGCUGUAA
Molecule: messenger RNA, 933 nt
Organism: Gongylonema pulchrum
Lineage: Eukaryota; Metazoa; Nematoda; Chromadorea; Rhabditida; Gongylonematidae
Source: the annotation of a GenBank genome assembly